AAUAUGAUGAACAUAAACCACAAAUAAAAUACUUAAAAAAUUAGCUAAUGGCCACCCAAGCUAUAGUGGUUAAGCACGUGGUGUUGUUUUGAAUAUGGAAUCAUAGUGUGAUUUCUAAAGCAUGUGAGAUUGCCCCUUCUCUUAUGUUACGUAUACUAUUCUUAAUUCCUCACACAUCAACAUAGGGGGUUUUCCUGUAUGGUACCUGAUAGUUAGAAGUCUGUACAAGCUAAGCAGUGAAAUUAAACCACCGGUGACUUUUGCAACGAACAGACGUAUUAGUUAUUUGCUCCGGAAUAAAUAAUCAAUUAUUGACUAAUAAUCAUUUACUUUAACAUAUGAAUACAUUUUAGUUUGUUGUUUUCUUUGACUGUUUUUUUUAUCCAAUUUUAAAUCUAUACAUAAAAAGUUGAAGUUUUUUAAAGUGUGCUCAAUAAGUUUUUUUAAAUAAUAUAAUAAAAAUUUUUAUAAGUUAUGGAUUAAGACGUAUUGUAGGAUAAUUGAUAAAAAGUUUAAUCCAUAAGGUGUUGGAGGUGUUACGUGACAAUGUAAACUCAUUCUAUCAUCCUGAAGUGUGUUUUAUUCAGUUUCAUAAACGAGAGGGGUGCAUCAAUAAUCAGUGAAAAAAUUUCUAAACCUCAAAAAGGAGAAGAAGAAGAAAAAGCUGAUCAUAAUUAUACUUAAUUCAAGAAAUCAAAAAAGGAUUAUUUUAUUAGUGAUUAUAAUUAGUUGUCUAUCAUAAUUUAUACUAAGAUGUCUAAAUACGAGGUCAAGGACGAAUUCGAACCAGAUGUAGCACACGAAGUACAGCUUACAGGAUUCACAAAUUCACCCGAAAGUUUGAUGACGAUACGAAAUCCUAUGAAUAGCCUCGAAAGUCGUUUGGGUAUCUCAGAAAAUCAUGAAAAACCAGUAAAUGGUCAAGUCGUUGAUUCUUGUCAAGUUAGAUCAACCUCUUCCACAGGAGUCCAAUGGUUCACAGAAAGAUUGAGAAAAUCAUUCACCAAAAAAUUACUUUACCGAAGGAUACCAAUAUUAGAUUGGCUACCAAAUUAUCAACGAGACUUUAUAGCAUGUGACUUAGUAGCUGGAAUAACAGUUGGACUUACGGUGAUUCCACAAGCCAUUGCUUACGCUAAUGUGGCUGGGCUUCCUCCUCAGUAUGGAUUAUAUUCUUCCUUCAUGGCAUGCUUUGUUUAUACAAUCUUUGGAUCAUCUAAAGAUGUACCAGUUGGUCCAACAGCCAUAGGAGCAAUUUUAACUAGAGAAACACUUCUCCGAGCUCAAGUAGGACCUGAAUUUGCCGUUCUCUUGACCUUCAUAGCAGGCCUCGUGUCAUUGCUCAUGGGGAUCCUGCAAUUAGGAUUUCUCAUUGAUUUUAUUUCUGGACCAGUAUCUGUAGGCUUUACUUCAGCAGCUGCUAUUAUAAUAGCAACAAGUCAAGUUAAAGAUGUUCUUGGUAUCCGCAUUUCUAGUGGUAAAUUUAUUGAUACCUGGCAUAAUGUUUUUGAGCAUAUCAGUGAAACUAGAUUAUGGGAUGCUCUUAUGGGUUUCACAUGUAUUCUUGUACUUCUCUGCCUUCGAAAAAUAAAGGACAUUCCCGUGACCUCAAAAGACAAGAAGAAGCAAUUGAUGGUUCAGAAAAUGGCUCAAUCAAUUCUUUGGUUUAUAUCAACGUCAAGGAAUAUACUGGUUGUCAUCACAGGUGCAGUAAUUGCUUGGACAUUGGAAAGUCACUUGGGGUCUUCUCCUGUUAUUCUUACGGGUCAUGUGAAAGAAGGACUUCCUAAUUUCCAGUUACCACCAUUCAAUACAAAACUCGGCAAUCAGACCUAUGAUUUUAUAGACAUGGUAUCAGUUAUGGGUUCUGGAUGUCUUGUGGUACCACUUCUCAGUCUUUUAGAAAGCAUUGCACUUGCUAAAGUCUUUUCUGAUGGAAAGUCUAUAGAUGCAACUCAAGAAAUGUUGGCAUUAGGAAUUUGCAAUGUUGUUUCGUCUUUUGUAUCCUCGAUGCCAGUGAGUGGAGGUCUAAGUAGAGGAGCUGUUAAUAAUUCGUCUGGAGUUAAAACAACGCUUGGUGGAGUCUACACGGGAAUUUUAGUUAUUCUAUCUUUACAAUUUUUGACACCUUAUCUUUAUUAUAUACCUAAAACUGUACUUGCUGCUGUCAUUAUUGCAGCUGUCAUUUUUAUGGUUGAAUUUCAUGUUGUCAAACCUAUGUGGAGAACUAAAAAAAUAGACCUCAUUCCAGCAACAGUUACUUUUAUCUGCUGCCUUUUUGUUGGUCUGGAGCUCGGAAUGGUGAUCGGAAUUGGCGUCAAUCUACUCUUUUUAUUAUAUGCAUCCGCCAGACCAUCUCUUCGUGUCCGCAAAGUUGUGAAUCCGGGAGGAUAUGAAUAUUUAAUGAUAACACCAGACAGAAGUUUAUCAUUUCCAAGUGUUGAAUAUGUGAGAUCCAUAAUAAGUAAACACGGAACACGUGAAGGUACUGAAGUACCAGUGGUUAUUGAUUCCACACAUAUUCAAGCAGCUGAUUUCACUGCUGCCAGAGGAAUUAAAAAUCUUAUUGAAGAUUUUGCUAAGCGAGGACAACCCUUGAUAUUUUUUAAUCUUAAACCUAGUGUGAUAGCUAUUUUUAGAGGAGUUAAGCCAUCGGAAAUGAGAAUUUGUUCAAGUGAACAGGAACUUCAUGAAAGCCUUAAGGAUUUAACAACAAUUUCAACCAUCACUAUCACCAGGCACUAAUGAAAAAAAUAAUGUUGAAGAUUCUUCCUGUGGAAGAACAGUACUGAAGACAAAGGAGUACGUCCAUAUAAUGCCAGAAUAAAUAUAAGUUUUUAAC
Messenger RNA from Chelonus insularis, 2842 nucleotides. Its product is annotated as sodium-independent sulfate anion transporter-like. Bases 754 to 2745 code for a protein of 663 amino acids. The transcript is spliced from 10 exons. The record is from RefSeq and is a predicted model, not a curated record. Gene Ontology annotation, biological process: transmembrane transport. Gene Ontology annotation, molecular function: secondary active sulfate transmembrane transporter activity. Lineage: Eukaryota; Metazoa; Arthropoda; Insecta; Hymenoptera; Braconidae. Gene Ontology annotation, cellular component: plasma membrane.